Molecule: messenger RNA, 1296 nt
Organism: Blastomyces dermatitidis ER-3
Lineage: Eukaryota; Fungi; Ascomycota; Eurotiomycetes; Onygenales; Ajellomycetaceae
Exons: 3
Coding region: 379-924 (181 amino acids)
Source: RefSeq, a predicted model, not a curated record
GAUCCGCGCCUGUCAACCCAACAUCAUGCCUUGGUUACUCUGCAGUAAAAGUAAAUAAAUGGACUAAAUAACUAGUUAAUAAAUAAUAAGGAAAUAGUCACAAUUCCCCACGAGCGCAUAUAGCUUAGUUCAACAUGUAGUUAAUUAUUAUUUAUCCUUUUGCAGCCAGCCAUCCAGCCAGCCAAGAAUGCGUCUUAUUUCCAACGCUAUUAACUUUAACAAUCCCCCAGCUGUCUUCUCCUCCUCCUCCCCCUAUUUUCGACGUACUAUGCGUAGCUCUCCCAUCCGCCUCAAAACUACAAACUUCUUCUUCUCUUCUUCCUUCUUCUCUUCUUAAUUCUAUCACCAAUCAAUCAAUCAAUCAAGCAAUCUCUCACAAUGCGUCUCGCCAUCACCGCCGCCGUCGCCUCUUCCCUCCUCGCGCUCGUCGCGGCCCAGGCUGGUGACCUCCCGAAAUGUGCUCAAGAGUGUGCUGGGCCCGCCAUCCCCGCCGACUGCGGCAUCGACCCCGAGUGCAUCUGCAAGGCCAAAUCCUUCAUCGACGCCAUCACCUGCUGUGUCGCCACCAAGUGCGACAAGGAUGAGCAGGAGAAGGCAAUAAGCAUCGCUAAAAUAACCUGCGCCGCCGUCGGCGUCACUGACCUCCCCGACGCCGCCGUCUGCGAUAGCGCCUCUUCCUCCGCCUCCGCCACCCCCUCCUCCCCUUCCUCCAAACCAACUGGCUCAACCGCCGGUCCCACCGCGUCGUCUGAGCCUACCAAGUCUGGAGCGGAGACCACCCCGACCGGCUCUCCUACUGGGUCUGGCACUGGUGCGCCACCCCCUGCGGGAACGGAGACGCCUGCUGCAGGUAACCGCGUCGGUGUGGCGACGGGAAUGGGGGUGGGGGUUGGGCUGGUUAUGGGGGUUUUGGGGGUGAUGUAAAUGGAGGUUGGUUGUGGAUUUGAGUUGAGGAUUUGAGUUGAGAGAGUGAGAGGAAGACCUCAAGAGUAUGGGUUGAGUAGCUGCUAGUGGUGUUUUUAUGACAUGUUCAAUAUACGGAUCAGUCCCCGUUUUGCGAUGUGAUAUGGGUGUUGGAUGUUGAUGGAGAUUGCAAUUUGUCUCCAGUUGUCUACCUGUAUAAUGGAUGGAGAUGGAAAUUGAGAUUGAGAUGGCAAUGGCGAUGGCGAUGGCGAUGGCUGUUAUAUCGAUUUACCAUACCUAAUUAAUUAUGUAAUGACAAUCACUCUGUUUCUAUAUAAAACUCAUCUUUCUUUUCCUUCUGGCCGCAUACAUCUAUACCUACUAUAAAUUCAC